AUGGAGCGUCUGAAGUUAGUCCUGCAGUACUUCCAGUCCAACUCUGAGUCCAUCUCCAACGGGAUCUGUAUCAUCCUGGCUUUGGUCAGCGUCAAGCUCUACACCAGCUUCGACUUUAACUGCCCCUGUCUCCCUCAGUACAACAAGCUGUACUCCCUGGGGGUGAUGAUCGUCCCGCCCAUCAUCCUGUUCUUCCUGGGGGUCCUGGUCAACAGACAUACAGGCGUCAUGAUGGACGAGUGGAUGAGACCCACUGGGAACAGAUCCAAGAACCCUGCUGUGGUGAAGUACCUGUUCUCCGCCAUGCUCCAGAGGGCCCUGCUGGCCCCAAUGGUGUGGAUCCUGGUCACGUUGCUGGAUGGAAAGAUCUUCAUCUGUGCCUUCAGUGUGAGUGUAGACCCUGCACUCUUCUCAGGUUUGCCCAACAGCACGGGUCUGGAGGUGAUCAAGAUCAUGGCUAAAGUUCCCUGUAAGGAGGACGUCAUCUUCAGGAACAGCUCGUUCCGCAAAGCAGUGUCUCGUUAUAUCCGCUGCUAUUCACAAGCAGUGGGCUGGUCCAUCCUCCUCUUCCUCAUUGUACUGGGAGCGAUGGGACGCCUCAUCAAGCCCUAUUUCGACGACCACGCCACCGGCCUGCAGACACGCUACUGGAGCAACUAUCUGGACGUGGAGCAGAAGCUCUUCGACGAAACGUGCGUUCUACAUGCUCGCGACUUUGCCCGGAAGUGUGUGGUGCAGUUCUUUGAGGACAUGAGGGAGGAUGCCAUACUCCGUCUUCCACACCCGCCCUUCAUCAGCAACUUCCAGGAUGAGUGGGAGGAUGAAGAAGAGGAGAGACUCCAUGGGGUAACAAAGCAGGAGCAGGUGGACCAGCUGCUCAACAAGUGGUACUACAGUAAACCUGAACUCGAUGUGACGAGGAUCGCCCACAGACCCAGGACCUGCGUUACCUGGAAGGACCGUGACGGGAAGACUUUAUACUCUGAUGUCUAG
Seriola dumerili (greater amberjack) is the source of this 993-nucleotide messenger RNA. RefSeq names its product calcium homeostasis modulator 3 (gene calhm3). NCBI's taxonomy places the organism in Eukaryota, Metazoa, Chordata, Actinopteri, Carangiformes, Carangidae. Bases 1 to 993 code for a protein of 330 amino acids. Gene Ontology annotation, molecular function: monoatomic cation channel activity. The transcript is spliced from 4 exons. The record is from RefSeq and is a predicted model, not a curated record.